Daphnia magna is the source of this 2509-nucleotide messenger RNA. RefSeq lists its product as uncharacterized. NCBI's taxonomy places the organism in Eukaryota, Metazoa, Arthropoda, Branchiopoda, Diplostraca, Daphniidae. The record is from RefSeq and is a predicted model, not a curated record.
UCAUGGAUUUGGCGCCAAAAGCCAGUUAACAGCAUAGCGAUGGCUGCUGACUGAUGGUGAGUUUGGCCAUGGAAGUGAAAUUGUCUCGCAUUUAGGCAGAAUUCAGAUAAGUUGAUUGUGAAAAAAAAUUAUCCUUUGCUAAAGAACUUACAAACUUUUAAGGAAAUUAUAAUCAAUGUCUAUUGAUUGAAACUUAGUUUCAAAAAUGGCAAAUUUUGGUAAUGAAGACGAAAGGUCUCAAGAUGGAAGUACGGCGAGCAUUUCUCGGCCUCUGACAAAACACUCAAAAGUGAUGAUUGUGUUCGAUUUUAUGGAACACUCACCUGGUAUUGGACUGAUUUCGCAUGUGGUAAAACCUGUAUUACCAGAAAUAGAAGAAGAUGCAGUUCCUUUGGUAUAAAUGUACAUUGAAAAACAUCGUAACCUUGCAAUCAGGUGGAAACCACCACUACCAACUGAUACAUCAUCUUGGCAUUUAACUCAGUACAGCAAUCUAGAAAGCUGCAAAAAUACAAUCAUCCGGCAAGCAACUGCAGUAUGCAUAUCAGAUGAUAAAGAUAUUUUAUCCAAUCAGCGGACUGCUCUUAUAAAAUAUAUGAUGAGCCAAAAUGAUCCAAGGGUAUCUGGACGUCCAAGAGCUCGAACUCAGUUACAGUAUCUCACAAACAUGGAACAGCUGUCUACUGCCUCUAAUACGAGUCUUGAUGAAAAUGUUGAAAGUUCAGAAGCAGAACCCUUAACAAAUCAAAAAGCAACUUACGAGGAUGUUGAAAGAGAACUAGCUGAAAGCGACGCCAAAAGGAUAAAACUUGAAAUUGACCAAAGGGAAAUGCAACAAAGGAUCAUUGCUCUCGAAGAAGAAAUAAAAACACUAAAAGAAGAUCCAGUUCGCAUACUUACUUCAACUGUUCGUGAGCACACUGUUAUUAUUCAAAGGUUCAUAGACGGAUCAGCAACAGAUCGACCAACCGUUGGCCAACUUCCUGGUACACCAAGACCUUCUCCUGGUUCAAAAGUUUCAACAACACCUGAUACAUUUACUCCAGUGAAAUUCCAUGGUAAUGUUACCAUUAAUCCACAAAAAUUGAGGGAAGCUAUUAUUUCUGGACGUACGAAAACACAAAACCCACAUAGGCGAUUAAACAAAACCGUUUCAAUUUUGUUAUCAGCGUGGUAUGAGCCAGCAGAAUUAGCUCAGUUUAGUCUAGCUGGGAAAGCAUGUCCUAGCAUUCCUGGAAGUAUUCCUAAGCCCAAGUUUCCGGAAGAUAUCCUAGAAGCAAUCGAAAGGUUCUUGAUUCCAAAAUGGGAAACUUGGCAUAGCAUCAUUUUAACCCCUGAACAAAUCAAAACUUCCGUUGGGGAUCGCUUGUUGUCAUGUCAUACGAGUGAAAAAAGUGACAAAAGGAAGAAAGAUGUGCAGUCUCCCAACACCACCGACUCAACGGGCCAAAAGAGAGGCAGAAGUUAUCCGUCCACCCUAUUCCUUGAAGAGACCGAUACUACCACCAUCCUCGACUGGCCUAAGGAUGUACUUAUUGCUAAGCUAUCUCUGUGCAUGUCCCACCUUCUAACUCAAUGUAAUCUUGUGUCAGACCUAGAGUCCUCUAACUCCAUCCUUCGUUGUCAACUGAACGAUCAUGUGCUACAAGUUGGUAAGCUCAAGGCUGACAUUGUGAACAUCAAACUGGCCUUUGCAGACAGCGUUCUCGGCGCUAGUCGUCUUUGUAACCCCUCUGUCUCCCCUAACCCUUCGUACGCUAUGGUUGCUCGUGGCCCUGCCACUAGUUCGGUGUUAGUUGCCAAAUGUGUUGCUGGUUCAGAGCCCCAGCAUCAGUAUCUAAUGGCGGUGGAAAAGAGGUUGGACACCCUCAAUACCGGCCUUAUCCCCUCUCACGUCCGUGUUAAGAACGACAAGAUGUUCAUCACUCUGGACAACGAAUUGGCGGUUUCCAAAGCUGCCGACAUCCUGAACAAACAACCUGAGUUUCGCUCUCAGUUUUCCCAGGCUUCCAAGCUAAAUUUUUUCUUUCCUGUUGUGGCUCUGUUUGUUGAUGUCACAGACCUCGACCAUCUUAAAUUUGAAUUAGAGCACCGUAACAAGCUAAUGAGGGGUCAAAUCCACUCCUUAAAGAAAGUCUAUUCUAAACCUAAUUCCCCGUUAGGUCACGUGAAAAUCUUCCUUCAGUCGCGGGAAGCCAGAGACAACAUUCUGCCAAAAAAAGACUCUGUCAAUGGUGUGAACUUUCGCGUGGUUCCCAUCGAUCUCGAUCGUGAGGUUAGACGAUGCUUUCGUUGCCAAAAAUACGGUCACAUCCAAGGGGUUUGCAAGGCAGUUACUUCUGCCUGCGGUAAAUGCUCUAAAUCUCACCGAACUAGCGAAUGCUCGGCAGCUAAAGAUGACUGGCGCUGUGUAAACUGCGACGGCCCCCACCAAACGGGCUCCCCUUCUUGUCAUGAGCAAAUUAAAGCUGUGGCCCGUUACAGAUCUUUUUUAGACAAAUAUGUGUAG